Mytilinidion resinicola is the source of this 1384-nucleotide messenger RNA. RefSeq lists its product as uncharacterized. The transcript is spliced from 2 exons. The record is from RefSeq and is a predicted model, not a curated record. Bases 145 to 1215 code for a protein of 356 amino acids. Lineage: Eukaryota; Fungi; Ascomycota; Dothideomycetes; Mytilinidiales; Mytilinidiaceae.
CCGCUCUGGCAGAAUAUCAUUCCACUACAUCAUCAGCAUCUCAUCAGUCCACUCGUUGUCCUUCGCUACAGACCUCGAUAUAUUCCACCAUCUCCUUUCGUCUGUAUAGCUUUUCUUAGUCUUCACCACAGAACAACCCUCAAAAUGCGCUCCGUCUUCUCCAUGGCUGCCGUCGCCGGCAUGGCCCUCACGUCCUUCGUCUCCGCUGCGCCCAUCGAGUCGAGAGACUCUCCCGCCUUUCCCCUCUCAGACGGCUUCCCCAAUCCUUCCGGAGCCCAGAUCUUGCAAAUCCAACAGCGAGCCGGAGGCACCCUCCCGAACGGCAAAGGCGCGCCCCCGGUCAGCGAGGACGGCCUCAUCAGCUUGCGUUUGAUCGCCCUGAACGAGCUCUUCGAGGUCGCCUUCUUCACUGAACUCUAUCAAAACCUGACCACCAAGGUCCCCGGAUACGACCUCGGCAACGGCCACCAAUUCAUUCUCGAUGCCAUAGAAGCCGUUGUUGCACAAGAAGAACUCCACGCCCUGAACGCCAACGGCGGCCUGAAAGCCAACGGCGCCGAGCCCAUCCUGCCCUGCAAAUACAGCUUCCCCGUCUCCAACUUCAAAGACGCCAUCGCGCUCGCCGCCACCUUCACCGACGUCGUGCUCGGCACGCUGCAAGACGUGCAGUUCAAGUUCGCCGCCUCGGGCGACAUCAACAACGUGCGCGGCAUCGGCUCCGUCGUUGGCCAGGAAGGCGAGCAGGAAGGCUUCUACCGCCUGCUCCAGAGCAAGAAGCCCUCGGCGCUCCCCUUCCUGACCACAUCCGUCCGCGACUUCGCCUUCACCGCCAUCCAGGGCUUCACUGUGCCCGGUAGCUGCCCGAACAUCGACACCAUCAAGCUCACCACCUUCCAGCCCCUCACCGUCCUCACGACGCUGUCGGCCCAGUCCACGACGGCCGAGUUCUCCUUCGACAAGACCAAGGCUGGCACCGACGACUACUCCACGCUUAGCUUGGUGUACAUCAACCAGCAGAACGUGCCGAUUGUGGAGAAGCUCACCGUCGUUGGGACCUACGGCAACACCGUCAAAGUGACCGCGUACUUCCCGUACUCCGAAUUCGAGCUGAACGGGCUUACCAUUGCGGCGAUUGCGAAGGGCAACAGCUUUGCGAAUGCGGACGAGGUGGCUAAGGCUGCGAUUUUCGGGCCUGGCUUGAUUGAGAUCAACUAAGGGGUUGUAUUGAGUGAUUGGUUGAUUGUAAUUAUUGUGGAAGGUUAACAUUGCUUGAUUUUGGCAUAGCAUUGGCGUUUUUUUGGGGGGGGGGAUUUGGGAUUAGGAGAUAUCCUCCUACUUGUUGGGGUAGAUUAGUAUGUAACUUCUAAACACUCGGUGUGCUGUC